AUGGCUGCUGUGCCGGGCCAGAUUGUCAACAUUCAAGCAGGCGGAAUGGGAACCUCGUCGCCUACUAGUGGAACCAUCAAUGGCGGACAAGGAUUUGGUAACGGUGGUCAAGCAUCCGAUGGUGCCGGCAGUGGAGGUGGCGGAUCUGCUUUGUUUGUGGCAGGUAACUUGGUGGUUGUCGCUGGUGGUGGCGGCGGUGCAAGGGGUGACGGUGGCGGCUUGAAGGGGCAGACGCUCACCGUUGUAUAUGCGGUUACCCCGAACAAUAAGUUGGUUACCGUUAAUGGUGGUUCGCCCGGCACUACAUCUGCCCCUGGUUCUGUUGGAACGGUGACAGCAAACCCUACCUAUUUCGCAAAUGGAAGUGCCGGGUCUGGUCGCAAUUGUGCCAACGGCCCCCGCGGGCCCAACGGCUCCACUGCCUGA
Molecule: messenger RNA, 426 nt
Organism: Fusarium oxysporum Fo47
Lineage: Eukaryota; Fungi; Ascomycota; Sordariomycetes; Hypocreales; Nectriaceae
Exons: 2
Coding region: 1-426 (141 amino acids)
Source: RefSeq, a predicted model, not a curated record